Molecule: messenger RNA, 1356 nt
Organism: Amblyraja radiata (thorny skate)
Lineage: Eukaryota; Metazoa; Chordata; Chondrichthyes; Rajiformes; Rajidae
Product: monocarboxylate transporter 13-like
Exons: 3
Coding region: 1-1251 (416 amino acids)
Biological process (GO): monocarboxylic acid transport; transmembrane transport
Molecular function (GO): monocarboxylic acid transmembrane transporter activity
Source: RefSeq, a predicted model, not a curated record
AUGUUUCUCUGUUUCGACGUGUCUAUGUUAACAGGUCCAUUGGGCAGUGCGUUCGGGAAGCGUUACGGAGCCCGACCGGUUGUCAUGGUCGGGGGAAUUUUAGCCUCUCUUGGGAUGUUCGUGGCCUCUUUCGGACAGAGUCUUCUACACUUGUACCUCUCUAUCGGACUUCUGACAGGUCUGGGUUGGGCGUUGGUUUUCACCCCGACUAUGGCAAUGAUCUCCAGGUACUUCGACAAGCGGCGGGCCUUGGCCACCGGUUUGGCCUUUACCGGAGUGGGAAUCGCCUCGUUCUUCUUCUCCCCGCUCUUCCGCCUCCUGAUCGACGCCUACACGUGGCGCGGGGCCCUCCGGGUCCUGUCGGCCAUCUUGCUGAACCUGUGCGUCUGUGCGGCCUUGCUCAGGCCCAUCCGCCUGCUGGAGGACCUCCCCGCGCCCGGCCUGGCGGACAAGGCCUCAGGCUGCUGGGAGAAAGUGACGUCGGCCUUGGAUUUGGGCCUCCUCCGGCAGCGGGCCUUCAUGGUGUACACCCUGGCGUUAACCCUGAUGACCACGGGUUACUUUGUACCCUACGUACACCUGGUGGCCCACGGCAAGAACCUAGGAUUCACGGAUUAUGAGGCGGCCUUGAUCCUGUCUCUCACCUCCAUCCCCGACACCGUCGCCCGCAUGUUUUCAGGCUGGCUGUCCGAUCUGAAACUGGUCCGCUCGAUCCACCUGUUAUUCCUCUGGAGCGUCCUCAGCGGGAUCAGCCUCUUCCUGUUGCCGCUAGGCCGCACCUUCCCGACUCUAAUGGCGGCAGGCCUCUUUUACGGCCUAUGUGCUGGAGGCCUCUCCCCUCUCUUCUUCUCCACCCUCCCAGAUAUCGUCGGGGUCGGACGGAUUCUCAACGCCACCGGCCUCUUCCUGAUGCUCCUCAGUGUCGGUGGGCUUCUCGGACCCCCCCUGUCAGGACUGCUGGAGGACCGGACUGGGAGUUACAACACCUCGUUCAUGGUGUCCGGAGGAUUCAACCUGGCGGGUUCUCUCGCCCUCCUGCUCCUCCCGGGCUUUUUCGCCCGCAGCUCGACCGCCUCCGGGCAGAGACCGGGCGCCACGGCCAGCCGCCGUCACGGCGCGCCACGCGACGCCCAAGAAAACGACCAGAGCCGAGCCCACCAGCCAGAGGCCGGGGCCGGACAACGACACCAGCUUGGAAACCGCACUGACCGAUUCUGGAAAGCAGCGGGAAAAUUGCCAGCCGCCAGAUGAUGGCGCUACUCCCAGCUUCAGACAGGACCGUACGAUGGACAACUUCUAAAGAGCCUGUCCCACUAGGCCGAGAUUUGGGCCUCAUUUACGCCUCACGUGUAGAAU